Molecule: messenger RNA, 646 nt
Organism: Papaver somniferum (opium poppy)
Lineage: Eukaryota; Viridiplantae; Streptophyta; Magnoliopsida; Ranunculales; Papaveraceae
Product: non-specific lipid-transfer protein 3-like
Exons: 2
Coding region: 55-402 (115 amino acids)
Biological process (GO): systemic acquired resistance
Molecular function (GO): fatty acid binding
Source: RefSeq, a predicted model, not a curated record
CUGGAGAACACAAUCACAAUACGAAGAAGAAGAAAACAAGCAACUACAAAGAAGAUGAAGUACAUUUGCCUUGUAGGUUUUAUUUUGGUUGUAGCAGGUCUUGCUGGGAUAGAGAGAGCUGAUGGGGCUGGUGCAUGUGGAAAAGCUAACCCAGAUAUGGAGGCCUGGAAAUUAGCUCCUUGCGCUUCAGCAGCACAAAGCGAGGACGCGGACGUAUCUAGCAAUUGCUGUUCUGUGGUGAAAAAAAUGGGUCGAAACCCAAGCUGCCUCUGUGCUGUAAUGCUCUCUAAUACCGCCAAGACUGUAGGAGCCAAACCUGGUAUUGCUGUUACAAUCCCUAAACGUUGCGCUAUCGCUGAUCGUCCUAUAGGUUACAAGUGUGGAGAUUACACACUACCUUGAUCCAAGUUGAAGACAAGUAUUAGUGGGAAAAUGAUAGGUACAAAAUCUAAGGUUCUUCUCACUAUAUUAGUAGUUACUGAUGUUGCUUCAGGUUGGAUUGUGUGCGUGGCUUGUUUUAGAGGGUGUAUUUUAAUAAAGCCUGGCAGUGUCUUGUGGAAUUUGUAAAACUUAUGAUUUCUGAAUUUAUAUAUAGGUACCCUUUAUAUAUAUAUAUAUAUCAGUAUCUUAGCUCAUGUUUGAGGAA